Colletotrichum graminicola M1.001 is the source of this 765-nucleotide messenger RNA. RefSeq names its product phosphoribosyl transferase domain-containing protein. The coding region runs from base 1 to 765 and encodes 254 amino acids. Gene Ontology annotation, molecular function: AMP binding; adenine binding; adenine phosphoribosyltransferase activity. Gene Ontology annotation, biological process: AMP salvage; adenine salvage. NCBI's taxonomy places the organism in Eukaryota, Fungi, Ascomycota, Sordariomycetes, Glomerellales, Glomerellaceae. The record is from RefSeq and is a predicted model, not a curated record. Gene Ontology annotation, cellular component: cytoplasm. The transcript is spliced from 2 exons.
AUGCUCGAGGUCCAGGUCCGGGCUACCAAAGAGACACGGCGGGCUCGACGUAGGUGUCACGGUGGUGAUGACGAUGACAGGGAUAACAAAAGUGACGAGAAUAACGCCAACGACGGGACGGAGUCUCUGGUUUUAGACCACCGUCCCAACUUCGUCUUCGAGAACGGCACAGCCGGAGACGAGGCGGCUCAGAAAUUUGCAGAAAAACAUCUUCUUCCCUUCUCUCAUGAGGACUUGCAUCAACUGGCUAGCAUGGUGCGUACAAUACCGGACUUUCCGCGCCAAGGCAUUGAAUUCCGCCACGUGCUCAGCAUCGCCGAGCAGACGGGUGGUCUAGCACUGUGCACGUCACUACUACGAUCUCAAUUCACUGGCGACUGGAGCAAAGUUGACGUUGUGGCAUGCUGCGAAGCCGGCAGCUUUGUCUUUGCGUCAGCGUUGGCCUCCCAAGUCAAUGUGCCCUUAGCGCUGGUUCGGGAAGCAGGCAAGCUCCCUGCGCCCACCGUCUCGGGAGAAAAGAGGAUCGAGAUGAAUCGAUAUGUGGUUCCCAGGGGUGGGACAGUUGUGGUAGUAGACGACGUGCUUGCUACGGGGAAAACGCUGUGUGCGGUUCUGCAGCUGCUGGUUAAGGCUGGAAUCGAUGUCGAACGUGUCAGAUUUAUUGCUGUAGCCGAAUUUCCUAUCCAUCGCGGUCGGGAAUUGUUGCGCCGACGCGGCUUUGGCAGAGUCAACGUUCAAAGUCUUUUGGUUUUUGAUGGCGAGUAG